Aspergillus japonicus CBS 114.51 is the source of this 1260-nucleotide messenger RNA. RefSeq names its product DEAD/DEAH box helicase family protein. Gene Ontology annotation, biological process: replication fork reversal. Gene Ontology annotation, molecular function: 5'-flap endonuclease activity. The record is from RefSeq and is a predicted model, not a curated record. The coding region runs from base 94 to 1233 and encodes 379 amino acids. The transcript has a single exon. Gene Ontology annotation, cellular component: cytoplasm. NCBI's taxonomy places the organism in Eukaryota, Fungi, Ascomycota, Eurotiomycetes, Eurotiales, Aspergillaceae.
AGCCACGGUAUCUUCAGUCAGAGAAUCUUCGACUAUUGUAUUGUGGAUGAAGCAUCGCAGAUCACACUUCCUGUGUGUCUAGGCCCGAUCCGAAUGGCAAGGACGUUCAUCCUUGUCGGUGAUCACUAUCAGCUACCGCCGUUGGUGCAGAACAAAGAAGCUCAAGAAGGUGGUCUCGAUGUCAGUCUUUUCAAGCUACUUUCCGAUGCCCAUCCAGAGUCGGUUGUCAACCUGGAGCAUCAAUACCGCAUGUGCGAAGACAUCAUGCUUCUUUCCAACAACCUCAUCUACUCAGGUCACCUCAAGUGCGGUACCCCGGAAGUUGCCGUACGCUCUCUGAAAAUCCCCAACAUCAACGGGAUCAAGCAGCAUCACCACAGCCAGAUUCCCCCGACUCCAAAUCAGAAACAGAUCUGCCUGGGUACAAGCCAAGGCCGCUGCUGGCUGCGCGAUCUCGUGGAUCCGUCAGCCAAGACCCGCCUGGUCAAUACAGACACCCUUUUCGCGCCUGCGCUGGACGAAACCAACGGCUCCCGGAUUGUGAACCCGACCGAGGCCAAGCUCUGCACCCAGCUCGUGGAGGCCUUCAUCUCCUGCGGCAUUUCCGCCCGGAGCAUCGGGGUCAUCACCUUCUACCGCAGCCAACUGUCCCUCCUCAAGCUCAACCUCAGCCGUCACCUCCCGGACCUCGAGAUGCACACCGCCGACAAGUUCCAGGGCCGAGACAAGGAGAUCGUGAUCCUGAGCUGCGUCCGGAGCAACGCCGACAACCACGUCGGCGACCUCCUCCGCGACUGGCGCCGCGUCAACGUCGCCCUGACCCGCGCCCGCACCAAGCUGCUCGUGGUCGGCAGCAAGAGCACCCUGCGCGACGGCAACGAGCUCCUCGGCAAGUACGUGAAGCUGGUCCAAGACCGCGGGUGGAUCUACGACCUGCCGAAGAAUGCCCUCGAGAACCACGUCUUCGAAUCCGACAACCUCAUGGGCUCAACGCAGGCUUCGUCGGUGCAUGGAAGAGCCGCAGCAACGCCGAGUCCGACCAAAAAGAGCUCCCCCGUUUCUGCUGCUGGCCGAAAGUCCGGCGUCCGCAAACCGCUGAGUCCCGUGCAGGCACGACUCACGCCACAGGGUCUGAGGAAACCGGCCAAGAAGGGGGCAAAACUGAUGAGUGGGAACAAGGUCCUUGGAAAUCGACCGGUGCUGCAGGAUGUGGUCAAUGACCUGGUCGGAUGAUUUGUUUGUGUUUGUGUUGUGUUUUUG